AUGACUGGAGAGAUUAUAACUAUCCAAGUGGGUCAAUGUGGUAAUCAUGUUGGCAAAUACUUUUGGAACCAAUUAUUAAAGGAGCACGGUAUAGACAAAGAUGGCUACAGUAAAUAUAAUGACGAUCUAACACAUAUUCGUGAAGAUGAUACGAAUCCAUUCUUCAAGCAAAUAACAAAUAACAGAUAUGUCCCAAGGGCAAUUAUGAUAGAUCUUGAGCCAGCUGCAGUAACCGAUGUACAAAGCUCAUUCAAUGACCUUUUUAACCCCAGAAACACUUGGGUAUCUUCUGAAGGUUUAGGUGCAGGUAAUUCUUGGUCAACUGGUUAUGACCGUGGAGUACAGAAUCAGGAUAGAAUUAUGGAUAUAAUAGAUCGUGAAUUGGAUUCUACAGACAAUUUCGAAGGAUUUCAAUUGCUUCAUUCUGUUGCCGGAGGAACAGGGUCAGGGUUGGGAUCUAGUUUAUUAGAGGCUUUAACAGAUCGAUAUUCAAAAAGUUUUAUUACAACAUAUUCAGUAUUCCCCAGUAAGCAAUCUGAAGUUGUGGUGGGACCUUACAAUACUGUGCUAACUCUAAGGAGAUUAUGCGAAGACGCCGAUGCAUCAAUUAUAUUUGACAAUAAUGCAUUACUAAAUUUAACAGCAAGAACAUUCCGUGAUCCUAAUACAAGCUAUGAGCACACUAAUCAACUAAUAUCGUCAGCACUUUCCUCGAUAACCAAUUCGUUAAGGUUUCCGAGUUAUAUGUACAAUUCAAUGGCUAGUAUCUUUUCCACACUGAUUCCAACACCGGAAUUACACUUUCUAACACCCAAUUUCACACCAUUUACUCCUGAUUAUAUCAUUGGCGGUCAAAGAUAUAAAAAAAAUACGGCAUAUGAUGUACUGUUGGAUCUGUUAGAUCCUUUCAAUUCCUUGGUUACUCAAAGAUCUGACAUGGUUACACAUUUUAACGUAUUUAGUACAGUGAUAGGUGAAGUAGAUCAGAACCAUAUCUUGAGAGCUCUUCCGAAAAUGCAACAACGGCUAAAUAUGCCAUCUUGGUCAACAUCGGCUCUCAACGUAAACAUAGGAAGAAGAUCACCUUAUUUACCUCCGUUGGAGUCGCGAGAAAAUAGCGUAAGUGGUUUGAUGCUAUCUAACACGUCAGCAAUUACUUCAGUCUUUGAACGUUCUGCAUCAGCAUUUGACAAACUGUUUUACAAAGGUGCUUUCUUGAACCAGUUUGAGUCAGGACAGUUAUUUCAAAAUGGCCUUGAUGAGUUCGUAGAAUCCAGAGAGGUUAUUACCAGAAUGAUGGAAGAAUAUUCUAACGCUGAACAAGAUACAUACUUAGAUGAUAUUCUAAAUGAGGAUGAUAUCAUGAUAGGCGGUUUUGAUAAUGAAGGCGAUAGCUAG
Nakaseomyces glabratus is the source of this 1398-nucleotide messenger RNA. It is a transcript of the gene TUB4, whose product is annotated as gamma-tubulin. Lineage: Eukaryota; Fungi; Ascomycota; Saccharomycetes; Saccharomycetales; Saccharomycetaceae. Gene Ontology annotation, cellular component: spindle; nucleus; gamma-tubulin complex. Gene Ontology annotation, molecular function: GTP binding; structural constituent of cytoskeleton. The record is from RefSeq and is a predicted model, not a curated record. Gene Ontology annotation, biological process: microtubule nucleation; mitotic sister chromatid segregation; cytoplasmic microtubule organization.